Molecule: messenger RNA, 1608 nt
Organism: Lathyrus oleraceus (garden pea)
Lineage: Eukaryota; Viridiplantae; Streptophyta; Magnoliopsida; Fabales; Fabaceae
Exons: 3
Coding region: 1-1608 (535 amino acids)
Biological process (GO): proteolysis
Molecular function (GO): aspartic-type endopeptidase activity
Source: RefSeq, a predicted model, not a curated record
AUGACUUACACUCAAUUGCUACCGUAUCUGAUUCAUAAUGGGAUUGUCGUGCCAAGGGCAUUACCUCCAAUGCCGAAGCCGCAUAAGCCUUGGUAUGAUGAGAAUGCUAGAUGUGCCUUUCAUGCUAAUUCAGAGGGUCAUACAACAGAGAAUUGCAAGGUGUUAAAGCUUCGGGUCCAAGAGUUGAUAGAUCAGAAAGUAUUGUCUUUUGCUGAUGUUCCAAAUGUGGGGAACAAUCCUUUGCCUAAACAUGAUAGUUCAGGUGUCAAUGCUAUAGAAAGUUCAACUGAUGAUGGAUUGAUAAAGGAUGUGUUCAAGUUGAAGACUCUUUUAACAGUGGUCCAUGCUAGAUUGAUGGAAGCAGAAUUGAUGAAUGGAAUACAUGAUAAUUGUGUGGUGUGUUCGUCCAACCCUGAUCAGUGUGGUGAAUUCAAAAUUUAUCUUCAACGUUUGAUGGAUGAGCGGGUUAUUCAGUUCACUAGAGCAAAGAUUGAUGAGGACGUUGCUGUGAUUGUGCCUGUGUUUGAUCAAGAGAGGCUUCCCAAGCCUUUUGUGGUCCCUUAUCAGAGAAAUGUUGACCUAGAGCCACUGAAGAAAAUUGAGCCCAUGGUUAUCCAUGUUCCCGCUCCAUUCUCAUUUGACAAUACGAAAGCAGUGCCUUGGAACUAUGAGCCUGUAGUUUAUGUGGGUAACAAACCAGUAAUCUUGAAAGAGCCAGACGUGACUAACAUCGCUGGAGCUAGUGGUGUGACUCAAAGUGGAAGGGUUUUCGCUCCUGAAGUGAUCCCAAACAAAGAAAGUGCACCAACAGUUGAACUAACAAAGGGGAAAGAGGUAAAUCCUCCAGAAGCAGGAGAAGGCUCAUCUAAGAAAGCAGUGACUACUGAAGAGGAUAGAGAAUUCUUGAUGAUCAUCAAGAAGAAAGACAUUAGUGUUAUUCAGUUUGAUAAUGUGGUUGCUAAUCUCAAUGCUAGUAGUUGUUUGAUGUUCACUGAUGAUGAUUUACCCCCUAAUGGGCGAGAACAUAAUAUGGCGCUUCAUAUCUCCAUUCAGUGUACAGAUGUCACUUUGGCUCGAGUACUGGUAGAUACAGGUUCAUCCUUGAACGUGUUACCUAAGACUACCCUGGCACAAUUUAAUAUUGAAGGGGUGCAGAUGAGACCCAGUGCUUUGAUAGUGAAAGCUUUUGAUGGGUCUAAGCGAACAGUUAUUGGGGAGAUUGACCUCCCAAUCCUGAUUGGUCCUCAAACUUUCCGUAUUACCUUCCAGGGGGUCAUGACCUCGUGGAAGAGUGUGAAAGCUGCAAUUGAAGCUGGUUGCCCUGGAAGUUGGGGCACAGUGAUUGAAUUACCAGAGAAGAAAGACAAGUGUGGAUUAGGAUAUCAGCCGUCUAUUGAACUUUUCAAAGAUCAGAAGAUACAUCAGGGGAAGGUUCCUAGCAUCCAGGAAAUAUUCUCCAAAGCUGGUUUCCGAAGUGAUGAUCAAGUGAAUGCUCUUGAAGAUGAAGAUCCAGAUUUGUCCAAGAUGGUGUUUCGUGGACCUCCGGAUGCCGCUCUCACUAACUGGAAGGCAACAGAUGUUCCGGAUAUAGUUUCUUUUUCAAAGUAA